UGUCUAGGUGGAAUUUGUAUUCUCCCUCUCUCUCGCUCUCUCCCCCGCGAAGCCCAAGGCUGACAGGGCGGGCGGGUCCUGCUCUCUCAGAGGCGGGUUUUCCGCAAAAGGGUUGGUUGAUUUGCUAUCGAUCUGAGGAAGAGAGGAGAGGGGAGGAUUCUUAGGUGAGGCCUGGAGAGAAAGAGAGAGAGGAGGGAGAGGGGCGAGAGAGAGAGAGAGAGAGCGGAGCCGAGAUUUAUUGCUACAACAAGACUAAACUCAACCAGGACGGAAUAGCGCUGCUAGAGACAGGAAAUCUGAUGCAGGGAGCGAAGAAGGAGUGAAAGUGUUCGGUGGAAGGACUGCUAUUUUUCAACCGCUACUGUUUUUCCCCUUUCCUCCUCCUCUCCUUUUCUUUCCAUUCCUCCUCCCUGACCGAUCGCAUUCCGCGUAGAAUCUGCACUUUAAUGCCCCUGCGCACCCGAGGAGUGGAAGGAGAGAAGAGCGAGGAAGAAGAGAGCGAGGGAGAAGGAGAGCAGAGGCCUGACUUUAACGGAAACCCCGCCGCCGCACCUCACCCCUCUCCCCGGUGGCUGCCUGUCCCCUCUCCCCUCCUGGCCCUGCAUGGACGGGGAUGGGGAGAGCCGGAUGUUGUUACCGCGGGGCUGAGCGCCUCGCAUCCUCGCCUUCCCUGCGACCGCUGCUGCUGCUGAUCGUCGCUCUCUGUUACGGGGCGCACAGAGGUCAUUGCCAGGUGGCCACCCCUCAGUGUCGUAUCCAGAAGUGCACCACUGACUUUGUGUCCCUGACGUCUCACCUGACCCCAGCGCUGGAGGGCUUUGACGUAGAGUUCUGUAAGGCUCUGAGGUCCUACAGCGCCUGCACCCAGAGGACAGCCAAGUCCUGUAGGGGCAACCUGGUCUUCCACUCUGCUGUCCUGGGCAUCUCAGACCUCAUGACCCAGAGAAACUGCUCCCGUGACGGGCCCACCUCCUCCACACACCCCGAGAUACAAUCAGAGCCCUGCAACUACCACAGCCGCACCCAGAACACUCACCCACACCCUCACUCUCACACGCACACUCCCACGCGGCCGGGUUACCUGUUCUGCGGGCUGUUUGGGGAUCCCCAUCUGCGGACGUUUAAGGACAGCUUCCAGACCUGCAAGGUGGAAGGGGCGUGGCCGCUGAUUGAUAACGACUUCUUGUCUGUGCAGGUGACCAACGUUCCUGUGGUAACGGGAUCCAGCGCCACAGCGACCAAUAAGAUCACCAUCAUAUUCAAGCCCUUUGAGGAGUGUACAGACCAGCGUGUUUACCAGGCAGUAACAGAUGACCUGCCCGCUGCCUUCGUAGACGGUACCGUGAGCAGUGGGGCCCCCAACCACAACGUUAACGGGAAUAACGGUGACUCUACCGGUAAGGUACGGGCGCUGUGGAUCUCGGAGCGUAGCCCCGGUCACCACGUGGAGCUGCACGCCGGCUACAUCGGCGUGACAGUUAUCGUACGACAGCUGGGGCGCUACCUGACCCUGGCGGUGCGCAUCCCGGAGGAGAUGGCCCAUGCCUACGACGCUACGCAGGACCUGCAGCUCUGCCUCAACGGAUGUCCCACCUCGGAACGCAUCGACCGGGGAGGUCACCUGCCACUGCCUCUCCCUCUACCCCCUCCAGCCCUGGGCUUACAUCUCCAGCAGCCACACGGCCAGGGCAAGGGCCAGCCCUCCCACACGGCUCCCUACAGCGCCCCCCAGAGGUUCAGUGUGGAGGGUGCACGGGCACGCUGCAGGGAGCAGCUGGAGUUACAGGAUAUUUAUUUCCACUCAUGUGUGUUUGACCUCAUGACCACCGGGGACGCUAACUUCACGGCAGCAGCAUUCAGCGCUCUGAAGGACAUGGAGAGUCUCCACCCCCACCGGGAACGCUGGAGGAUCUUCCCGCAAAGCUCCGCCGACACCUCCCAGCCUAUCACAUGGCUCCUACUGCUCACUCUCUUUGCGCUCGGCUCUGCACUGGUAUAGCGUUUGUGUGUUUGUGUGUGUGUGUGUGUGUGUGUGUGUGUGUGUGUGUGUUCAUAUAGAGCCCCUAGCUGAGCUGUAGGAUAAAGUUCCCUCUAUGCAGAUCUAAGGUCAGUUUUGUGUUUUCCCCUAACGGUUAUGAUUGAGGAGGGUAAACUAAGCUGAUUCUGGAUCUGUGUCUAAGAGAAACUUCUAACCAGAGCCCCUCUGGAGAUUUCACUUUUUCUUCUUCUUGGUGAAAAGAGAAUAGUUGACUGAACACCCUAAGGCAUAUUACUGCCAUAAAGGAGUCCACAGCUGGCAUCUGAGCAGAUUCCACGACACUCCUGUGUUCUUCCCAUCUCUGCUGUGUGGGACCUAGCAGGCUUCCUGGAGAUGAUGACCUGUCUAUAUGUGAGGAUUACCAACCAACACUCCAACCUGUGUGUGUAUAUUGUAGAAACACACUCCAGACUGUAAAUAGUGUGAUGUAUCCUGGAACGCUGGAUGGCGUUGUUUUGGUUUUUAUUUUUGCGUGAUUUUGUUGUGAUAGUUUUUUUUUUAUACCUCAUAGACAGAGGAAGUUGUUUUAAGAGAAGCACUUUAUUUAGAUUUUUUGCUAAAUCCACACCAGUGUUCCCCCUCUCCCCUUUCAACCCCACCCCCCACUCUCUUCCCCUUCCACCCCACCCCCCGCUCUCUUCCCCUUUCACCCCACCCCCCCACUCUCUUUCCCAUUCCACCCCACCCCCACUCUCUUCCCCUUCCACCCCACCCCCCACUCUCUUCCCCUUUCAACCCCACCCCCACUCUCUUCCCCUUCCACCCCACCCCCUCACAAUUUCCCCCUCCCCAACCCCUCAAACUCUCCCCCUACAUGGCCCUUCUUUAGAGUCUAAGGGGCCAUAUCAAUGACCCCUCUCUCCACUGCCCCCUACCAUCCUCCAACAGCCCAAGCUGUGGAUUUCAUCUGCAGUUUUGUCACUCACAGUGCAAAUCUCAAAUGACACCUGAUUCCCUGCAGUAUGCUACUUUUCACCAUAGGGAGAUAGGGCAUGUAGUGAACUAAACAGUGAACUAUAUAGGAGAUAGGGCAUGUAGUGAACUAAACAGUGAACUAUAUAGGAGAUAGGGAACCAUUUGAGACAGUUAACGGAACCUCUUUUAAAGCAGAGAUUCCAAAGGCAGUUGAGUUGAUUUAGCCUCUGUUCUAUAAUAACUUAAUGUGAGCUAUUUUCUGUUGAAUGUAUUCUGUAUGGUACCAUAGCAGCUGUUCAGAACAGUUUCAGACCCACCAUUGCCGUUCAAUGUUUGAUUAUCAUUUACAGUAUAUCUGCAAAUACUGUGUGUGUGUGUGUGCGUGUGUGUGCGCAGGUUAGCGUGUUUUACCUGGCUUAUUGUCUAAGGACUGAAGAGACAGUCCUCUUUUUAUGAACGUGUUCACUGUUCACUGCUCGUUCACACUGCUGUAUUGACUAUGACCUGCUCUUACUGAGUUUUCUUACUGGCGCUACAUUUCAGCUGGUGGUAACAGUUCAAUCCAUUUACCAAACAGCUUUGACUAUCAGCUUUUCUAUGUUGUGUGUUUCUCUAUGAGUGUUCAGUUUGCUUGCUGUUGCAACCAAAGACAACCACAUACGGUGAUUCACCAUCGAAGCUCGCCUGUUUUCAUAUACGAACAUGAUGACCACACACCCCCUCCGAACCCAAACCGUAACCUCUCUACCCCCUAACCCCCUUCCUCCCUACCCACCUCUAACUCUUAGUAAACUUGCUACUGUAGAUGGACUCUGUUUUGCUACUCCUGCCAGAGCUGACGGGCUGCUCCCGGAUUGAGAUACACGGACUAGGCUUUAGUAAACUGUAGACCAGGGUUGCACAACUCCAGUCCUGGAGGGAAGUAGUAUACGCAGGUUUUAGUUCCAGCCCAGCACUAACACACCUGAUUCAGCUAAUCAAGAUCUCGAUGAUUGGUUGAUUAGUUGAACCAGGCAAGUUAUUGCUGGGGUGGAACAGAAGCCUGCAUAUACUGCAGACCUACAUAACUACCUGCUAUAGGCAGGGCACUGGGACUUCCACAGGCCGAGACGAAGUCACACGCGCUGAUGGGAUAUAUAUGCCCUCAUAUCAAAUGACAAAGCAGUGUCUGGUGGGAAAUGUAUGCUCAGUCUGCCUCUGGCAUUGUGAACUCUUAACUUGUGUGUGAGUGUCCGUGUGGUGAAGAGUGACUGCUCAAUGUUGAAAUACGUAACUUAUGUAUAAACGUAGUGUCUGUUAGAGGAAGGUACGCUCCAUAUUCUGGCUGUUUCAGAUGUGAUUGUACUGCCACCUAGUGGCGCUCCAUUGCUAUGUCAGUGUUUUACUCUUAUGGAGGCACUAAUGAAAACUUGGGGGAAAAAAUGUACAUUUGUGCAAGUGUUUUAUUUAAAAAACAAUAAAUGAAAAACGGACCCAAUGUGUCUUUUUCUGAUGUA
Messenger RNA from Oncorhynchus nerka (sockeye salmon), 4449 nucleotides. RefSeq names its product repulsive guidance molecule BMP co-receptor b (gene rgmb). NCBI's taxonomy places the organism in Eukaryota, Metazoa, Chordata, Actinopteri, Salmoniformes, Salmonidae. Gene Ontology annotation, molecular function: coreceptor activity. The transcript is spliced from 3 exons. The coding region runs from base 614 to 1999 and encodes 461 amino acids. Gene Ontology annotation, biological process: BMP signaling pathway. Gene Ontology annotation, cellular component: plasma membrane. The record is from RefSeq and is a predicted model, not a curated record.